Molecule: messenger RNA, 6522 nt
Organism: Pseudopipra pipra
Lineage: Eukaryota; Metazoa; Chordata; Aves; Passeriformes; Pipridae
Gene: GSAP
Product: gamma-secretase activating protein
Exons: 31
Coding region: 222-2759 (845 amino acids)
Biological process (GO): positive regulation of amyloid-beta formation
Cellular component (GO): trans-Golgi network
Source: RefSeq, a predicted model, not a curated record
AGCCUUCGCUUCCAGCGGGCCACCUGCAGGCCGGGCACCCUCCGCGGAGCGCCGUCCAGCCGCUCCCGGCCUCGGUAGGAAGCGGAAGGGCCGGCGGGGCCGGGAGCGGGCCGGGACCCGCCGGAACCGCCGCCGGGAACCCCCGGAACACCCAAUGGGCGCGGAGCCCCCCCGCGGGGCGGGCUGAGGCGGCGGGGCCGGAGCGGGGCCGGGCCGGGGCGAUGUUGCUGCGCCUGGUGCCCGAGUUCGAGCUGCGGAGGGACGUGGUGCCCUGGCUGGCGGCGCAGGGCUGGCCCGCGGCUCUAGAUACUUCUGAGAAUUCAUCAGCACUAUAUAUUGUAAAUGUCGAAAGAAAUGGAAAAAUUAUUUAUACCUGGAAGGGAAGUCAGAGAAAUACUCAUAUUGGAUUGUACGAUCUUCAAAGUAAACAAAAUGAGCACCUCUAUACAUUUGAGAAGGAUCUACACAUAAUCAGCUGUUCGGUCAAUAAUGAAAGGACAUUAUUGGCUGUCAGCUUCCGACACUAUACAGAGGAUGAAACAGCAAGUCAGCUAUUACAGUCAGUAUCCAAGUAUUUAACCCUGCUAAUUGAAAUUCAUCCCAUUAAUAAUGUGAGAGUCCUGAAGGCUGUGGAUAGCUGUGUUCGAGUGCAGUUUCUUUAUCCAGUUGAAGACAGAAAUGCUUCUACAGAAAGUCGCCUCUUGCUAGUUUCAGAAGAUAAAUAUAUUGAACAGUUUGACAUUCGUGUUGUUGCAGAAGAACACAAAGUGGUGAUUCAAAAGUCAGGUCAGCUUCCAAGAGCCAAAGUUGCAGAUGAUCUCGUUUGGGCACAGUGGGAUAUGAUGGAACAGAGGCUCUUCUACAUUGUUCCAAAGGAAUCAAAGAGUACUUUAAGGUGUGUCCAGUUUUAUCCUGAUGAAAAUUUUAACUCAAUACUGGAAUCACACCUGGAUAUUUCCCUAAAUGACACACAAUUGAAACUUGUGAAUUUUGGAUAUGAUUACUGUCAGGACCAAGAUGUUGCAUCUAAAUCUUUGAACCUUCAGGUUUUUACAAGUAAAGCAGGAGGCUUGUGUGUGUGUUGUAGUCUAGCCUGUGAUACUCCUGAUGAAAUCACGUACUCCAUAUAUUUUUUACAUAAAGGUUACAACAAAACUUUUACAGUUUCUCUAGAAAGGACAGAAUCUCAUCAAUUGAAGGAAGUAGCUUUUAUGAAUCUUGACUAUUACGUGGCUGCUUAUUUGCCUGGCCAGUUCCUGCACCUCCUGAAUAUUCAACAUCCUGACCUGCUGUGCCAUAGUUUAUUUCUGACAGGUGAGGAUGCAAGAAUUGACACGUUACAAAAUUAUCCCAUCCGAUCCCCACUCGUGUCAACAAUUUUGGAUUGCGAAGCAGGGAGUCUGUAUGCUGUAAGCAUCAGUGACAGCACCUUGCUGCAGCUCCUACAGAAGAGCAAACAAGACAGUGAGAGAUUGGCAGCUCUACAUUGUGCUCUGCUCUACUUCCAACACACAGAAGAUUUGGAAAUGCAGAUUAUUCGGUGGAUUUCUGAGAACCUGUCGACAUGUCAUUCUUUUGACCCCAUUCAGGAAUUUAUCGUCGCCUCCCUGUACUGCAGAAUGUGUCCAGAAACUCAAAACCUGGAUAAACUUUUGCCCUACACAUCAUUGCUUGACUGGAUUGGGGUUGUGCCUGGAGUAAUAUGUGCAACAGACAUUAUUUCCCUACCUGUGUUAGAGUUCCAAAACUCCAAAGGCUUCUGGGAGAAACUCAACUCAAACUUGGAGAGUGUGAAGUAUGCAGAGCCACAGUUGCACUACCACAAUAACGUGCUCAGGAGGGAAUGGCGUAACCUUUCAGAAGAGAGAGAAGAGAGAAGAACCACAGCAUAUUUGAGGAAUAUUUUUGAAAAUGCCAAAAAGGUGCUUUCUCAUCUGGACACUUGGGACUCUGAGGCGAGGCUCGUACCUCUCUUUGAAGAGGAGGAUUAUCAGCAGCAAUUACUAAUGGGACUGAUGGUUGCUCAGCUAAAGGAUCACCUUAUGAGACAUCUACAGUAUGUAGGAAAAAAGAAGAUUGACCAGAUAGUUUUGGAUUACGUUGCAAACCUGCUGAAUCUGAUACAUCGAAUAAUGAAAGAAGUUUGGAGGAGAUACCAGCUUCAUUCCUGCGUCUUCUGCUUUGACGAAAGAGGAAGUGCAGGAGAGUUUGCGGUGUUCCACAUCAUGAGUCGGAUUCUGGAAGCAGCAAAUGGCAUGUGCAUGCCUUUACCUCCUGGUUUUCACACUCUGCACUUGGGUCUUGGUGUUCGUUGUCUCCCUCUGCACACCCUCCUGCACUACAUUGAUAUUGGAGUCUUGCAGUUGACAGAAACGUGUGUCAGGAAGUUGCUGAAAGAUCUGGAUGACACUGAACAGAAUGAAAAGCUGAAAUUAAGUAUUGUCAUGAGGCUUCCUGAGGCUCUUGGUCAGAAGGUCCGCCAGUUUUGGAAUCAUCCCAUAAAUGCAAAUUUAAUUGCACGGAAAUAUGUUAAAGUUUUGCUCGAGAACCUGGGGAACAGGCAGUGCAGCAGGUCUAUCCCUGAGAGAUUCUCAGUCCCUGUGGAGUUUUUGCCACUGAACUACCUGACGAGUAUGUUGACAGAGAUAGAGAAUCAAGGUGUGCAUCCAUAUGAAAAACAAGACCAUGUUAAUGCAAGAUUUGUAGAGGAAAUGGCACUCAAGCACACUAUGACAUUUUUGGGCCUCAAAUAUUCGUGAAACGUUGUGCUGUUGAAGAAGUCUGUUGAACUGUGGUGCUUGUGUAAAAGUAUUCACUUAAAUGCCAUGUUGUUUCCCAAAUCACCUGCAGUUUUGGGUAGCUGCUGGUGCUGACAUGAGCUACUCAAAACAAUGUUGAGUCCAACAUACUAAGGUUGAAAUUACUGACUUCUAGAUAAAUCCUUGAGAAAUGCAUUUGACACAAACCCAAGUUUGAAAUGUAUCUAUGGUUUCAUUUUGAAGUCGUCAAGUAAGUGGAAUGACAGCGGGUAUCAAAACAUGCUGUGAAAAUUGGUAUUAAUGGCACAUAUUUUAACAAUACAAUCCUGGGAAAGGCAGUCCAGUUGUACAGAAAGAAGAACCAGUAACUGUUUACUCAGAUUAAUAAAAGGAUUUCUUGGUGUGAUUAUGUAAAGCAGGCAAGAAUAACAAAUCAGUUUUGUGUCAGGCAUCAGUAAUGAUGUAUUCUUUCCUUUUAGUGGUCAUCAGUUACCUUAUGGUACUUCUGCCUCUGGAGCUGCAUUGUAAUAUUUUCAGUUUUGUAAUUAACACAAAAUAUCAUCUCCUUAAAGUGCAUGUGAAAGAUUUUGUUGUGGGUUUUUUGUCUGUUGGUUUUGAGUUUUUUUAAAGAUAUAUAUAAAAUAUUGUAAGCAAUACAGGAUAAAAACAGAGCUUUUGAAAUUUAUCUUAGCAGUAUCUUGGACAGAGUUUUACAUAAUUCCUUCUUACAACUUCUAGUGUUACAGUUCAAACCUCAGCUUCAGAAAGAAGCUUAGGGAGGCUGUUUUUCCUUUGUUUUUAACUUUUAUUUGUACAUUACUGAGCCAGUAUUGUUUGUUCUUUUGUUUUAAGUUCUGAACUGUGACAUUAAUUUAAAAUGGUAAUAGUGGUUUGCUAUGCAGAGAAAAUUGUCAGGUUCUGCCAUGCAGGAUUUUCUGCAGUCUUUAUUGGAUUUUACAACAACUCUACAAAAUUUCAGCCUAUUAAACUAGAGAAACUCAUUAACAAUUUGAUAAAUUUUGGAGGUUUUGAAUAAUAACCUCUGAUAUUUUCUCUUAGUAGUUUCCACUGAUGCUUCCUCUUCCUUACCACUGAAAUAAAAAGAUCUGGUUCCUGGGAGUGACUCUGCAAGUUCAUGGUCACUCUCUUGUCCUUGCCAUCAGGGAAGCUUUAGCUUUCUCAGUGACUGCAUAGUGAGAAGGAAUAUUUUUCUCAAUAUAAUUAGAAUUUCUCUGGGAAGUGUAAACUCCAGCCUUAGACUGCAGAAAGCCAUGUUGGUGUGUAAGUGGUGGCCACUUUGUUCAUAUUAUAUUAAUAAGAGAAGAUUUUCUAGCCUUUUCUUUUUAAUGAAAUGUAUUACAACAUAUCCUCAGAUGCAAUAAAACUCUACCUGGAAAAAAAAAAAGCAUAGCAUGAUGACCACUAACUUUUCUUAACACUUUAAAAUACUGCACUCCAUUUGGGAUACCGGGAGAAGAGGCUUUGGAUCACCGACUAGUUAACUGUGCUUCUGGCAUGAAAAAAUACUUUGUUUUCAAUAUGGAAUUUGGCUGAACACUAACAGACAUUCCUUCAGUGCAGUGUAAAUGCUUCUGACCCUUAGGAUUCAGCAGCUAGAAUGGCUUCUCCUGCUUCAGGUGCUGUCUGUUGAGGUUUCAGAUGGCUGUGCAGUAGAUUUGCUGAAAUGUCUCCGAUCUGAACUGGAUUCACUUGGUCUGAGAGGAGCCACAGCACCAUGGGGCCUUGGGAAUGGGGGACUCUGUUUCUCAUCUGGGAUAGAGGUGGUUGGGCAUUGUUGGGCUGUUGUGUGGGCAUGGCCAGGCACUGCGUCUUGUUCCUCCUCUGUAGGGUCCUGUCAGAGAAACACAGUGUGAUCACAUAGGCAUUGUGUGCUUUGGAACUCCAGUGCUCUCCUGAGCCAAUGUACAGAAUCUGUGACAAAGGAAACACCAUUAGUCUAAUCCUUGGCAAGCCAGGAAAGCUGGAGGGGUAUUAAAAGCAUGAGGUUUUGACCAUGUAGAUGGGAGUUUGUCCUUUUAAACAGUUGACAGUUUGAGCCUGUCAUGCUUUCAUUAUUUGUGAAGAAAACAGAUUAGAGGAACUUUUAAAAGCCAUAAUAAUUGUAGACAGAACGUCUCGGGAACAAUUCUGUUCCUGAAUACAGUUACUGCAGUAAGCUUUUAUGCACAGUACUGAAAGGAAACUGAGUCACAGCGUGAGGAGAAGGGUCAAUGACAGAGAAGAUUCUUAUUCUAAACCAUUAUUAUUCUGUAGGAGCUCUCUGCUCUGGGAUCACUGACUGUCUCAAGGACAGAGGCAGCAUCCAGCAGGGUAGGGUUUGAAGGACUAUUUGAUGUGCUGCCCUGCCUAUCCUCAGUGUCUUGCUGAGCAAUCUGAUUUCUUGCUGCUUCUGAUCUGGUGCUCAUUGCAUCCGUUAUGUGGGAGAUGCUAAACUUAUUUCUCCUGAAUACCACACCCCACCUUUUGCAGCUUUACCUUGAAAUCCAGUGGAAAGCAGUAUUCCACUGCCUCACCCAUCAGCCACAACAUGGUCACACAAACUACUUUAAUAAUCCAAGGUGACAUUUUUAGUAUAUGAUCUCCUAAAGACUGAAUAACCCGCUCUAAGCGGUGUUGCCAGACUAAAGCUCCACAAACACACUUUAGGAGUUGUCUCUGUCUGUACCAUGAUCUGCAGCAGCUCCUGGAGCUUCAUGUUUGCCGGUGAGCAGCUCCACGUGGAGCCAGCACAGCUCUUUUGGAAAGAACAGUUAAGAGUAGUGAAGGGAUGGGUCUGAACACCGAAUUGCAACGCGUGACAAAAACUUACUUCAGCUCUGUCUUCAGCUGCUGCUUUGUGUGUCUUGUCACUGCCUAGGAUCUUCAACCAUUCCUUUUCUGUUUCCUUAGGAGGGGGGAGACCUUGACUUAUCCUCCAUGAAGCAGUCAUCACAAAUUGUUCUUUUUCUCUCAUUUCCUGCUGAAGUUGAACGACAAGUGAUUGCCUCAUGGUCAACUCUGCAAUAAGAGCCCUCCUCUCCUUGGUUUUGUCCUUUAUCUUCCUCUGCAGUUCACUUAUCUGAAAUUCAAAACAGCUGCAUUGUAGUUAGGGUUUCCUUUUAGGCACUUACUGGGCAUGACACUUAGGUCAGCAUUAGGUGUCUGAAAACAAGUUCAACUUGACAAGGUUUUAAAUAUGUAUGGAACAUACUUGAAAAUUACUUCAUUUCUGUAAGCACUUGGAACCACAGAAAUUGGCAGCUCAAGAAGUCAGAUUUACUCCAAUAUGAGACACAGAAAAGCACAUUUGUCAUUGCCUCUUGCCCUUUUCAGCUGGACAGCAAUAUUCCCCCUGCCCUCAAAGGCCCAGGACCCCAAUUCUCUUUGAGUUUAUGCAUGGUUAACUUUGUAAUAAAGGUGAAAUAAGGCCAACUCUUAUAAGAUAAUUUAGUGAUAAUGCAGGUGCAGAGGGGCUGUGGGUUGUGGCAUUAUCCUCACAAGGGACACAGCUGAAAAGGAAUGUGACAGGAAUCCUUGAGUCUGACUGGAGUGGUUUAAAAAAACCCAAGAAAACUUAAAAUACUCUUUAAGUGACUAAUAGGGAAUUGGGAGAGUCAGAGUACUUGUGAAUGUAACUUUUGGCAUGCUGCCAUUGUUACAGUAGUUUAUUAGCCCAUGGCCAUCAUUUCACAAACACAUGACCAGGAUAUUUCUCUGUCUGUGGAAAAUGAAAGAUUGAUAAUAAAAAUCUGUUUCGUUUUAA